AUGGUGACUACACGAGGCAUGACUUCUCUAACACCGGAUGAACCGGGAACUGUUCCAGUUCCUAACCCGGGAUUUGAUGCGACUUCUGAAGAAUUACCUCCACAAGCUGUUCCACAGGUCAACAUGAUUAUGGAGAUGCUGCAGGCCCUUAUACAAGGACUCAGAACCACCGGACCGUCGCACGCGACUACCAGCGAACGUCGUGACACCAAGGUUCCAGACCCUAAGUGCUUUGCUUCAAAAUCAAUCAAGGAAUUCGAGGAAUGGAUUGAGGACGUGGAAAACAACAUCUUAAGUUGUCCCCGGUCCUACCCCGACGAAGCAAGUAAAGUCCAAUAUGCUGCCGCUUGGCUUGAUGGAGACCACCGUAUCUAA
This is a messenger RNA of Talaromyces rugulosus, 375 nucleotides long. RefSeq lists its product as uncharacterized. The transcript has 2 exons. The coding region runs from base 1 to 375 and encodes 124 amino acids. The record is from RefSeq and is a predicted model, not a curated record. NCBI's taxonomy places the organism in Eukaryota, Fungi, Ascomycota, Eurotiomycetes, Eurotiales, Trichocomaceae.